This is a messenger RNA of Oreochromis niloticus (Nile tilapia), 3480 nucleotides long. It is a transcript of the gene nectin4b, whose product is annotated as nectin cell adhesion molecule 4b. Gene Ontology annotation, cellular component: adherens junction. The transcript is spliced from 11 exons. The record is from RefSeq and is a predicted model, not a curated record. Bases 440 to 2164 code for a protein of 574 amino acids. NCBI's taxonomy places the organism in Eukaryota, Metazoa, Chordata, Actinopteri, Cichliformes, Cichlidae. Gene Ontology annotation, biological process: heterophilic cell-cell adhesion; homophilic cell-cell adhesion.
AAACCUGUAUUCUGGUGCUUCUGCCUUCGCGUGACAAGCGAGGUUGUUCUAUUAUAAACACACACUUUAUUUUCCUGUCGUGUGCAAGCUCAAAUACAGAUUUAACAGUUUCCGUUUUUUGUUCAUUUCAUUGGAAAAGAACAUGGAGCCUCUAUCAGCUUUUUGCUAACCUUUGUUCUUUUAUCAGUGGAAGUGUGAUUUUUUAAAACAUUAUUUCCCAGUUGAACAGGAAACAUCUGCUGCCCCUGGCUUCUUGCUGCGGAUUUUCUUUUCCUUUUCUUUUCUUUUCUUUUCUUUUUCUUUUCUUUUUUUUUUUUUUUUAAAGUUUUUUAAACCUGACCUCAGUUUCCCAAAUGAAUUUGAACAUGGAAGCUUAACACGAGAUCUGAACUUCCUAGUAAGAGGCUAAUAAAAAGAAACUUUUACUUUGGAACCAAACAUGAAGUCAGCUGGAAAAAGUGCUGCGCUCCUGGCAUUGCUUUCUGUAAUCGCCAUCUGCGUGGAGGGUGGAUUUGUGGAGCCUGCUAACCCCGUCACCACCCAGCGCUCCAUGACAGAGACUCAAACCAGACUCCCCUGUCAGUAUCAGGUGGAGGGGGAGGAGAAGGUGGUGCAGGUCACCUGGUACAAGGAGCUUUCAGACGGCAGCAAAGAUCAGAUCAUCACAGCUCACUUCAUGGAUGGCCACACAGAGUUUGGGCGUUACUCUGGUCGGGUGAGGUUCGAGAACAGCAACCCCAUCAAGAACUCUGCUCUGAUCAUCCUGAACACAGAGCAGUCGGACGAGGGCAGCUACACCUGCCAUAUCUCCACCUUCCCCAGUGGAAAUUUUGAGAGGAAGAUCGCUCUCACCGUCUGGAUUUUACCCAUCUCCUCCCUGGAUCCAGUAACUCUUGUGGAGGGCCAAUCCUUCCGUGUGGCAGCCACCUGCCGAGCUAUAGGUCACCCACUUCCCAUUCUCUCGUGGGACACCGACAUGUCAGGAACGGUCCAGAACCGCACCAGCGAGACUGGGUCAGUGUCCAGCUACUUCUCGCUCCACCCCCUGCGUAGCAUGAAUGGGAAAAAGCUGGACUGUUUAGUGUGGCAUCCCGGCCUGGAGGAGCCGCGUAGGAUCAGCAACCGCCUGGAGGUUCAAUACCCCCCAGAUGCUACGAUCACGACGUCCUCAUCUCGCUGGUAUGUGGGUUUGGAGAAAGCUGAGCUGGUGUGCGAAGGCAGGGGACACCCCAAACCUCGAAACUUCACCUGGACAUGGGAAGGGGGAGCUCUGCCUGACGGGGUGUCUGCGGUUGGAGGGAAGCUCGUCUUUCAGCGGCCCGUUCACUUGAGUGACCGUGGGGCCUAUGAGUGCAUGGUCACGAACAGUGUGGGAAGGGGAAAAACUGAGUAUAUGCUCAAUAUAGAUGAGGUGCAAUGGCGCAUUGGUGAAACCCCAACUGAUAACCUGAUGCUGAUCACAAUUUGUGCCUCCGCCGGAGGUUUAGUCCUCCUCCUGAUCAUCAUCAUCCUGGUGGUUCUCCGCCAUCAUCGACGCAGAACGAAAAAGCUUAAGAGACAGCUAUCUGAAAAAACGGAUGAAAUUAGGAGUUUCUCUAGACAAGCCUCUUUCAGGAGAGUAAACUCUACCAGCACAGACUUCAGAUUUCAGGGUGAAGACUCCAUGCUCAGAAUAGACAGCCGAAUGAAAAACAGCCAAAUGUCUCUGGAGCAUACCCAUUCCACUCUGGGUGGGAGGUGGGGGCCAGAAGACGUAGAACUGGAUGAACUGGGACGUCCAGUCAUCUGGUAUGAAGGCAGCGAUAUACCAGGAGGAGCUGAGGUUGACGGAGUGAAGGAGGAGCAAAGGAAGAGGGUGGAGUCAUACGUGAAGAGCAGUAGCAACAUGUCGCUGGACUCAGGUCUUCCUUCAUCUUUGGUUCCUCUGAAGGCUCAGCAGGAUGACGGCAGCGGGCCCAGAGAACCAGACGCCUGCCAGCCCAGGGAGAGAGAGGACUGGGCUCCCACACAGUCUGUAGCAGAAGGACAGGACAAUGACGAAGAUGGGAACCCCUACCAGUUAUCACAGACUCUCAAGUCUUUGUUUGACUACAGUAAUGGAGUCCUCAGGCCCAAGCCAAGUAACAAUUCCAUUAUUCUACACCCCAGAGGACAGCUGAUCUAGACAGGACUCUCAUCUGUGGUAUGAAAAGAGAGACGGUCUGUAUCUCUGCAGUGACUCUGACUGUGACUUUUGAUGUUUGCUUUGAAUAUAUCGGAAGGGUAAUUCGUCUCAGGUACUACCCCAAUGCUGAUGAUUGUUGACUUUUACUUGAGAGAUUCUUCCUUAUUUCUAUUAAUCAAAAGAAGGUUUUGAGUUGCUCUUGUGAGGAUUUUAUGACUUCAUCUGUGAGGUAAUAAAAAAGAGAUGAGGAAUAAUUUGGGGGAAGAAAAAAAAAGUCCUGAGCCAGAUACAACUGGUAUGGUAGAACUACUCCGUAACUGAAACGUUUUGGACCCAAAUUAUUUUGAAGUUCCACUAAUGUAGAAUUAAGUUUAUAGAGAGUUUUGCCCUGAAAGUUAUGCAAAUGAAAAGUAUUUUUGUUCUUUAAUGUAUUGUAUUAAGAAUCCUGUUACAAAUGUUUACUAUGUUUGGUGCAAAGCUGAGUUUUGCAUCCAGUGCUUCUUGUUUAAAUACAUGUGAAUAGAUACAAAGGACUUGAGAAUCCUGCCUCAUGCAGGACAAUAUGUAUAUAUUGCAUAUGUCUAUAUACACUGAUCAUCCAUGACAUUAAAACUGUUGAAAGGUGAAGUGAAUAACAUUGACUCACUUGUUAAACCUUAGAUCUGGCACACCUUUCAGCAACUCCACAUCACAAAAAUUACUUGAGGAACUUGGUAAAGAGUCCAAGGUGCUGAUACAAACUAUCAGCUCCUCAGAUCCAAAUUGAAUUAAGGUUUUUGAGGCUCACGCCCUGAUGGGUCAGAGCUAUUUUUACAUUGUUUCCACAUCAACUCUUGCACAUUAGGUGUUCUAAUGUUAAUGUCUGAUAUGUUUGUGUGUACAUUUGUUUAUUAAUACAUCUUUACAGCCACCUGCUGCUGUCAGCUUAAAAAAAACCCUCCUUAAUAUGAAGAACAAAAGAGACAAUGCUGAAAGUUCUUUGAACAGCUGGUGUUGAAAUGCAGCAAACUGGGUCAGUUUCAUCCAUAUAACUAUAUAACUAUAACUUUUUAGUGCUGUAAAUACCUUUUGUAAAAAAAAAAACAUUGUGAUGAUACAAAUACACUGUAAAUUUUUCUAUGCUUUUUUUUUUUAAGAAGAUCAGGAAGUGAUGUGUAUAUGUUGAAAAUCUUUAUUUGUAAAAGUGCAGCUUACAAAUGUCCUUUUUAAAAAAACUUAAAGCUAUUUCGGGAACUUCAUGAAACAGCAGAAACUUUAUGGGUUAUUCUGUGAUAGGUUGAUGAAUUUAAAUAAAUUUUCUAUUGAAGAAAAAGUUA